This is a messenger RNA of Papilio xuthus (Asian swallowtail), 1006 nucleotides long. RefSeq lists its product as uncharacterized. The coding region runs from base 105 to 923 and encodes 272 amino acids. Lineage: Eukaryota; Metazoa; Arthropoda; Insecta; Lepidoptera; Papilionidae. The record is from RefSeq and is a predicted model, not a curated record. The transcript has 2 exons.
ACGAUCGUCGCCAUGACAGCGUUUCAAACAGUUGUCAAUCAACGGAUCUUUGUUAACAUUUUCUACAUUCGAAAUACGUAUAAUUUUGUUGAAAUAAUUUAAUAAUGUCGGAUAAACGUAAAACAUUCGCUUUACCUAUAUCAAAGCCUGUUAAAACAACGCAAGUACCGUCAUCCGUGCGUAAAACUAUUACUACGUCUAAAAAGAAAAUUGUACCAAAACUUAACACAACGUUAUGUACCAAAUUAAACCCGGCUGAUGUUACUAUUUGCAAGGCUGAUGAUUUACAAGAUUUCGAAGAACAAUAUCGUCAAAUAGCUUACGGCAAAUUCAUGCGUACAAUGUUAGAAGAAUGUUUAGUGCGUGAUAAAUUUGAACGAGAAGAAACUGAAGUGGAUGUUCAAAUGUGUCAAUUGGCUGAACGAUUUAACAAAACAACGGAACAAUUAGAUAAAACAAGCAGAAGAUUAAAGGAAAUAUCAUUUAUUGUUGAACAACAAAGAUUAUCAGAUUUAAAAUCAAAUGAUUACACGCAGUUCCAUGAAAUGUCUCAGAAAUCGAAUGCCGAAGAAUUAUUACAAAACUUAGCGAGUACAGAACAAACAUUACUUGAUAAAUUGGAAACGAAAAAUGUCGAUUUCGGUUACGACAAGGAAACUGGACAUAAACAAUUAUUGGACGCUGUUACGGAUGCAAUUGAAGGAUUAGCGGAGAUAAAGAAACAUUCUAAUUUAGAUGUAAAUAAGUUUAAAGAAUAUGAGAAGACACAAAGUACUUUGAAUAACUUGGAACGAGAGAAAUUUGAUUUGGAAAGUAUGAGGUUACAGUUUGAAACAAAAUUUCCUAAUUUCAACGAGAAUUUGAUAAAAGAUGCUUCAGAAAGAAUCGCCCAGUUGUUAGAUAAUGAAGAUAGUGAUGAUUGAUAUUCGAUUAUUGGAUUUAAAGUUUUUUAUAUAUAUUUUUUUUAUAUCAUAAGGUGGCAAACGAGCGAGCGGCCACCUGAAAU